Messenger RNA from Daucus carota subsp. sativus, 821 nucleotides. Its product is annotated as auxin-responsive protein IAA32. Gene Ontology annotation, molecular function: protein binding. Bases 101 to 673 code for a protein of 190 amino acids. Lineage: Eukaryota; Viridiplantae; Streptophyta; Magnoliopsida; Apiales; Apiaceae. The record is from RefSeq and is a predicted model, not a curated record. Gene Ontology annotation, cellular component: nucleus. Gene Ontology annotation, biological process: regulation of DNA-templated transcription. The transcript is spliced from 4 exons.
CUUUCGACGUAGUCACAUUAGUUUUUGUUAUAAAUAUGUAUGGAAGUUGCAGGUAAGCCCAUAAUUCAGAUUCACUGAAUAGGUUCAUAGAUUCUGUCAGAUGGACUCAAACACCUCAGAAUAUUUUAUGAGUCAUGGAAGCCUAUCUUCGGUGUAUUAUCAGGGGAAAGAAGAUGGUAAUGUGAUUGACUUGGGACUCAGUCUUAAGACAUUGCAGCCACAAGCUUAUCAUCCAUCCGGACAUGGAGACUACGGAGAGUUGAUAGACUGGCAACAACUGCAUCCACAGCUUAGAAGUUCAAAUUAUGAUUUCACAAGAAAUGUAACCUAUGAUUCUGCAGAAGACACCGAUGGAGUGCAGAGCAAAUCUCAGUGCACGUAUGUCAAGGCUAACAUGGACGGUGUAGUUGUCGGUCGAAAAGUAUGCUUGUUUGAUCACUCUGAUUACUCCAGUCUUGCAAUGCAACUUGAGGACAUGUUCGGGAAACAGUCUGUAUCAGGAUUACAUCUUUUUCAUGCUGCAUCAGAGUUUUGCUUGUUUUAUAAAGAUAGCGAUGAUCAGUGGAGGACAGUCGGUGAUAUCCCUUGGAGGAAAUUCAUAGAACGUGUGAAGCGACUGAGGAUUGUUCAUAAGAAUGAAGUAGGAAUGUCUUCAUCUGCAUCAUUUUCAUAAAGUUUUCUAUUAUCAGUUCAAGCCUCGUUCAAAACCUUAAGGCAUUACAUUACUUGUUCUUCAAUAUUAUGGAAUUGUAAAACACCAUCUUCAGUGUCUUAGUUAAAUUGGUUAAAUGUCCGAAUUUGUUGGUUAAACUCUACUGCAG